Molecule: messenger RNA, 594 nt
Organism: Phytophthora megakarya
Lineage: Eukaryota; Oomycota; Peronosporomycetes; Peronosporales; Peronosporaceae
Source: the annotation of a GenBank genome assembly
AUGCAGUCGUUCAUGGGUAUUCUAUAUGAGCUACGCGAGGUGGAACUUGCGGAACUGGAGAAACCAUCGGAUCUGAGGAAGAUCAUGGACCAGAAUGACCCUAUCACGCGGAAUAAUGACCCACCGGAACUCCCGCCUGCGGAACCAUUAGAUGAGAGGUGGAUCAGGACUCAUAAGGCUUUCCCAACCCUGAAGACCAAGAUCGCGGCGACGCCGAUCCUCCGCCACUCCGACGAUACGAGAAUGCCGGUAGUGAUUGUAUAUGCCAGUGAUUGGGCGAUUUUCGCUUCGCUGAUGCAAGAACACGAUGGGAUCUACCAUCCUGUUGCGUUCGCCAGCCGCACGCUAAAUCCAAACAAGCCGAACUACAAUGUGACAGAAAAGGAAGUGUUGGCAUUGCUGAGGAUCUUGGACCUCUACUACAAUUUAUUGGUGGGACGUGAGAUUCAGGUCCUGACGAGGCAUUCCACGCUGGCCUGGCUGUUCAAGUCGGCGGGAUUACAAAGUCGUCUAGGACAAUGGUCUGCCCUCUUGGCUCCGUGGACUCUUGAGAUCACGAGAUGCACGAAAGGAGAAGACCAGAUACUGGGGUGA